This is a messenger RNA of Cricetulus griseus (Chinese hamster), 1314 nucleotides long. The record is from RefSeq and is a predicted model, not a curated record. Lineage: Eukaryota; Metazoa; Chordata; Mammalia; Rodentia; Cricetidae.
AUGUGCAGCGGCGCGUGCUGGUUAGAAGGAGGCGGAGCCCGGAACGGCUGCGUUUGUAGAGUCCACCCGCGGCCCUGUCACGUGACCCUCGGGCGCUGGCCUAUCCUGGACCGGCUCUCUGGUGCCACCUACAAACUGGCACAGGAUCGACAGGCCUCAAAGCCAAUAGCAGCUCGCGUGGUAGAACUGGUGCCCAAUCAGAAGGAGCAGCUGCAGGCCAUAGGAACCACCCAGGGAGGUGGCGGCGAGUGUCUGUGUCAGCUGAUAGGAUCCCUGCGGGGUCCCCUCAUCCAAGCUCUUGGAACGCAGGCCAGGCCGUGGCCAGCUGAAGCUUGGUUUGUCGUCAUCGUCCCCAACGCCUUGGAUCCCGCGCCACCUCCACGCCCCACCCCCUCGAGGGCACUUGGUGCAAAGGACCCCCAGUCGCCCGGUGCUGCCGGUUACAGGAGCGUCUCUCCACCGCCUGGUCAUAUGUUACAAAAACCAAGGAGCAGGAGCCGCCCUGGUGCCCAGCCGGAGAGUGGCACCUCUUGGGAGGUCCCUAGUAGGUCCGGACACCCCGAUGCCAAGCAGGACACCACUGGCACCUUGUCAUCGAGCUCCCGCCUGGUCCAGGCCACCCCUGCUCCGGAACUCCGGACCCAGAAGCAGCUGGAACUGAAGGUGGCAGAGCUGGUGCAGUUCUUGCUGAUAAAGGACCAGAGGAAGAUCCCCAUCAAACGGACCGGUAUCCUGAAGCAUGUCAUCCGAGACUACAAGGACAUCUUCCCAGACCUGCUCAAGCUGGCUGCCGAGCGGCUCCACUAUGUGUUCGGGUACAAGCUGGUAGAACUAGAACCCAAGAGCAACGCCUAUAUCCUCAUCAACGCCCUGGAGCCAGUGGAGGAGGAUAGCGAAGUGAGAGGCAACCAGGGAGCGCCCACCACCGGCCUCCUGAUGAUUAUUUUAGGGCUCAUCUUUAUGAAUGGCCACAGCAUCCCAGAAACCGAAGUCUGGGAUUUUCUACGUCGUUUGGGAGUGUAUCCCACCAAGAAGCAUUCAGUUUUCGGGGAUCCGAAGAAACUCAUUACCGAAGACUUCGUGAGACAACGUUACCUGGAGUCCCGACGGAUACCCCACACAGAUCCUGUGGACUGUGAGCUCCAGUGGGGUCCACGAGCAAAUCUGGAAACCAGCAAGAUGAAAGUUCUUAAAUUUGUGGCCAAAGUCCACAAUCAAGAUCCCAAGGUCUGGCCCACGCAGUACUGUGAGGCUUUGGCAGAUGAGCAAAGCAGGGUCGGACUAAAACCCAGUGGUUCAGCCCCGACUUCUUGA